Molecule: messenger RNA, 1487 nt
Organism: Punica granatum (pomegranate)
Lineage: Eukaryota; Viridiplantae; Streptophyta; Magnoliopsida; Myrtales; Lythraceae
Source: RefSeq, a predicted model, not a curated record
CACAUGUGGUGCAUAGCUAGCCACUUCCCUCAUAUGUCAAAGCCACCACAAAGUCCAAAAGCCAAACAGCCCUUCCCCUACCCUCACGUAGAGUAACUUCAAGACCUAAAACCUCAAAUUUAGAUUGGAUUGCAUUGGUUUCAAUCCCAGAGCAUAGGAGAAGCGAAAAAUGGGGAUAGUAGAGACAGCCCACAACGUGAAGGUCCUGGGGUCGGGCAACCCACAGACGAUAGUCCUGGCCCACGGGUUCGGGACCGACCAGUCUGUGUGGAAGCACCUCGUCCCCCACCUCGUCGACCUAUACCGCGUCAUCCUCUACGACAACAUGGGUGCCGGCACCACCAAUCCUGAGUACUUCGACUUUGACCGGUACUCGACGCUAGAAGGGUAUGCGUAUGACCUGCUGGCAAUCCUGGAGGAGCUCCAGAUUCAGUCGUGCAUCUUCGUGGGACACUCCGUCUCGGCAAUGAUCGGAGCCAUAGCCUCCAUCACCAGGCCCGACUUGUUCACCAAGAUUGUCAUGCUCUCUGGCUCUCCGAGGUACUUGAACGACUUCGACUACUAUGGAGGGUUCGAGCAGGAGGACCUGGAGCAGCUGUUCGAAGCGAUGCGAGAGAACUACAAGGCGUGGUGCUCGGGGUUCGCGCCGCUGGCGGUGGGUGGGGACAUGGACUCGAUCGCGGUCCAGGAGUUCAGCAGGACACUUUUCAACAUGAGACCUGACAUAGCCUUGAGUGUAGGCCGGACCAUAUUCAACAGUGACAUGCGGUCCAUACUGGCAAUGGUCACUGUCCCGUGCCACGUCGUGCAGAGCAUGAAGGACCUAGCGGUGCCAGUGGCGGUGUCCGAGUACCUCCAUCAGCACCUGGGCGGCGAGUCCAUCGUCGAGGUCAUGUCCUCCGACGGCCACCUCCCGCAGCUCAGCUCCCCGGACAUCGUCAUCCCCGUGCUGCUCAGGCAUAUCCAAAGCGACAUUGCAGCUUGAUAGAGCUUCUUUGCCCACAUUACCGUUCCUUCUUCUUUUUUUUCCAUUAUUGUGGGGCCUGUUGAAUUGUCAAGAUGCUCAAUCAGGGUAGAGGGGCUUAUUAAAAGCUGUAGCUUUCAGUGUCUCUCUCUCUCUCUCUCUCUCUCUCUUCCAAUUUGGAUUUUUUUUUUUUAGUGAUUUUUGUGUUAUUAAACUUGACCAUGAGGGGGGGGGGGGGGGGGGGGGGGGGGGGGGGCGUUUCAUGCAUUGCGUUGCUCUGAGAUAACUGAGGUUGGGGCAAUAUAAGAAAGAACUGAUGAUGAUGAUGAUGAUGCAGAAGAAGGGGACAAUGGGAAUCCGAUGAUUCAGACAGGUUAGUUGGGCGAUCCAGAGGAAGAUGUGACCCAAGUUGUCGAAAUCUGUUGUCUAAGGGGCAAUUCAAGAUUCUUCAAUUAAAAUAUAUCUAAUGAUCAACGGCAUCCUGAAUUGUCCCAUCCUUUGUAUAUACAUGUUUGUUUUGUAA